CAAAGCCGUGUACGCCCACUGUAUAUGUUACACACCUAACGUAAAUGGUUAUCCUCUUAACUCUGAGGUAAUACAUGAACCCACAUGUGUGUGAUGACUGCACUGAUUUGGAGCGUCUUCGUUCCGACGACGGGGAAACGUAAAACAUAAAUGAGGUUCGCCUACAAUUCCCAAAUCCGACGCUCGUCUCUGAUUGGAUGCGUGGCGCUGUCAGUCAGAGGUAGGCUCCUACCCCUGCGCUCCAACAGUAAAUAUUUGUGUUUGCUCAGCCGGCUGUAAUGGUGGACGACUGAGAAAGGGAAGGGGAGAAACACACUCGGAUAAAAUUGAAUCCCAGGCACGAACACUACCGUCCGCGGCUCGGAAACACACUCCGGCGAACAUGGAUGAACUAAAACAUCAAGUGAUGAUAAACCAGUUCGUCCUGACAGCUGGAUGCGCCGCAGACCAGGCCAAGCAGCUUCUGCAAGCGGCACACUGGCAGUUUGAGACAGCCCUCAGUGCCUUUUUCCAAGAGACUAAUAUCCCAUACGGUCACCAUCAUCAAAUGAUGUGUACACCAGCAAACACACCGGCGACUCCACCUAACUUCCCUGAUGCACUCACCAUGUUCUCCCGUCUCAAGGCAUCAGAAAGCUUCAGCAGCAGCAGCAGCCCUAGUAUGGCUCCAUGGCCACCUCUUCCCCUCCCACCGGUCAGCUGGGGUAUGACUCCACCCGUGGCCAGCCAGCAAGGAUUUGGACUCAGGGCCCUCCGGGCACACAGGCCCACCCUACCCCAGGGUGGCCAUCCACUGUCAACCAGCAAGCAGCUGCCGAACAGAAGGCCAGUGUGGCCAUGGAGGCUGAGAGAUGAGGAGCAGGACUGCGUGGCUCCUCUUCCUGCUCUCACUGGGCAUCUCUGUACACUGUUCUGUCCUGGUGAUAAAGACUCUUCGGCAAAGCUUGGAGGUAAAAACUACAGUUAUGUGAUAGAUGAUCCAUUGGAUGAUCAUUACAGGAUUUACUUUGGCAGUGAACAGAGAGAAAUGAUGACACUUGAAGAGGACCAAAUAGAGAUGGACUCCACUGAGAUGUGGUACAUCAUGACCAGAGUGCAGCAGCUCAAGAGUCGGCGCAGUCUUCUGCUGGAGCUGCAGGAGUUCCUGAAAAAAAACUCCAAAGAAGGUGAUUUCUGUCCGAAAGAUGACCAAGGGCUGUAUGAGCUGGAGAAAAUAGAAAAAGAGCUCCAGAGCUUGUCUGAGAAAGAGAGCGAGUUGACAAGCAGAAAGGGUUUGCAGGAAAAACACUCCACCACAACCACAGAAAUUACAAAGGAAUCAUCUGUCAUUGACCAGAGCCCAUCUGAUGAAGAGCUGAAUCCCACUUUAUCUGAUCCAGAGUUGUUAGAGGUGAAGGACUUGGCCUUUUCUCCAGCUAUGGUGCAGUGUCCCACCUGCAAGCAGCAUGUUACCACUGAGAUUCAGCACAAAGUGGGCAAAACUUCCUUUCUCCUCUGCUAUUUCUCCACGUUGCUGGGCUGUGUAGCCGGAUGCUGCCUGCUGCCUUUUGUUCUAAACUACUUCAAAGACACCUGCCACUUUUGUCCCUCCUGCCAUACGGAAAUCCAGAUCGUCCCCCGGAUCUAAAAGUGUCCACAGUAAACCGUUACCUCACUGAAGCUUAUUUUGCUGUGAAGAUUUAUACUAGACACUGUAGAAUUACUGCUGAUUGCAUAUCUGAUAUCACAGAAUAUUACAU
Molecule: messenger RNA, 1739 nt
Organism: Silurus meridionalis
Lineage: Eukaryota; Metazoa; Chordata; Actinopteri; Siluriformes; Siluridae
Gene: ubald1a
Product: UBA-like domain containing 1a
Molecular function (GO): protein binding
Source: RefSeq, a predicted model, not a curated record